This is a messenger RNA of Hypomesus transpacificus, 1583 nucleotides long. It is a transcript of the gene tra2b, whose product is annotated as transformer 2 beta homolog. The record is from RefSeq and is a predicted model, not a curated record. The coding region runs from base 151 to 1074 and encodes 307 amino acids. NCBI's taxonomy places the organism in Eukaryota, Metazoa, Chordata, Actinopteri, Osmeriformes, Osmeridae. Gene Ontology annotation, cellular component: spliceosomal complex. Gene Ontology annotation, molecular function: RNA binding. The transcript is spliced from 8 exons. Gene Ontology annotation, biological process: positive regulation of mRNA splicing, via spliceosome.
GCCUACCGGAAAUCAAAGGAAGAAGAAGACGACGAAGAACAAGAAGGCUCCAAAUUCCAUGUUGGCCUCGUAGGAAGUCUGCACUAAACUGUAGAUAUUACAUACUUAUCGUAUUGUUUUAUCCGUUAAUAAGCACAUCUAUUGAGAAAAAUGAGCGACAACGAGAAGGACUUUAUCGAGAGGGAAUCCCGGUCCGGUUCCAGGAGUGUGACGCCUCAGGGCUCAGGGAAGUCCGCCAGCCGCUCCCCUGCCCAGUCCCCGGCCCGGUCCCGCCACUCAAGAUCCAAAUCCCGUUCCCGGUCUCACUCCAAGUCCAGGUCCAGAUCCCACCGGAGCUCCAGGAGGCAGUACUCCCGCUCUCGCUCCCGCUCCCACCGCCGGCGCUCCAGGAGCCGCUCUCACAGCGGGGAAUACCGCCGCCACCGCAGCCACAGCCACUCCCCCAUGUCCAACCGCCGCAGGCACAUUGGCAACAGGGCCGACCCUGACCCUAACUCGUGUCUGGGCGUGUUUGGUCUGAGCCUGUACACCACAGAGAGAGACUUGAGAGAGGUGUUCUCCAAGUACGGCCCUCUGGCCGACGUCAGCAUCGUCUGUGAUCAGCAGUCCAGGCGCUCCAGGGGCUUUGCGUUUGUUUACUUUGAAAACAGGGAGGACUCCAAGGAGGCUAAGGAGCGUGCCAACGGGAUGGAGCUGGACGGGCGCAGGAUCAGAGUGGAUUUCUCCAUCACUAAACGACCACACACCCCCACCCCUGGGAUCUACAUGGGCCGGCCCACUUACGGUGGAGGAGGCGGCGGCGGCAGCGGAGGAGGAGGCAGUGGAGGCAGCAGCAGCGGGGGACCCAGCACAUCCAGGCGCAGCAGCAGAGAGGACCGAGGCUACAACAGAGGCUACGACCGCGGUUACGACCGCGGCGACCGGGGCGACCGUGGAGACCGUGGCGACCGUGGUUAUGAUCGCUACGACGACCGGGACUACUACAGGUCAUACGGGCGCAGGUCUCCAUCCCCUUACUACAGCCGAGGGGCCUACAGAUCACGCUCCCGCUCACACUCCCCACGUCACUACUGAGGUGUGGCACCGGAGCCCUCGCCUGACCGAGAUACAAACCUGGGGAGUGGACACAACUGGGGGUGGGGGUGGGGGGGCUUGUGUAUAGUGAAUAAUGUUUGGAAUCCUUUCAUGACGCGACAAAAAGAAUAUCCAGCUAAAUGUUUUUCCUGUCUAUCUGGCACUCUAGGAAGGCCAUACUGUUUAUAACGGUUCACGGACUUCAAACCUAUUGGACACAGGUCUGGUUAUUUUUUUUAUUUUCAUGAGAGUAGUCAGAUUCUGCGUUAAGUUGAUGUUGUGGCGGGUGGAUUUUUAUGGUAAGCAUCCUUUCUGUGUUUCUUUGCUCCAUUUUAUGUAGAUGAGCCGUCUCCUACUGCCAGUUUAGACCUUUUUAUGUUGGUGUUUCCGUUGACAGGAUAAAAUUGGAUAGUGUACAGAAGUCCUCAAUCAAUUAGUGCUUUGUGUGUUUUUGCAUACUGUGUUUUAAGUCUGAUAUAUCCAAGCAAUAAAACUUUACAUAAUCUUUC